Molecule: messenger RNA, 3141 nt
Organism: Penicillium longicatenatum
Lineage: Eukaryota; Fungi; Ascomycota; Eurotiomycetes; Eurotiales; Aspergillaceae
Exons: 4
Coding region: 1-3141 (1046 amino acids)
Molecular function (GO): oxidoreductase activity
Source: RefSeq, a predicted model, not a curated record
AUGUCUUCAGAAGUCAUUGAUAUUGCAAGGAUUUCGGACGGCGGGUCAUCCCAACCUCAAAUCCAAGCGAGGGUCGACCUUUUCAAAAAUUGGAAUAUUCCAAUUGGGUCAAAGAUAAUUGAAAUCGGCUGCGGGCAAGGAGAUUGCACCCUAGUGAUGGCCUAUCUAGUGGGAGAGCAGGGCCACGUCACAGGAAUUGAUCCGGCACCCUUGGACUACGGAGCGCCCACAACACUAGGCCAAGCACAAGACAAGCUAAAGCAGAGUGUGGUCGGUAAUCGGAUCACAUUCCACCAGUCAGAUCUUAAAAGCUUUCUCGAUUCCAGCGCCUCAGAACCACUUUAUGACUAUGCCGUGUUCGCGCGUUCAACUUGGUACUUAUCAUCCGCUGAAGAAUUGACGCCGAUGCUGGUGGCUCUGCGCGGAAGAACGAAGCACCUCUGCAUUGCAGAGUACUCAACUGAUAUCCAAGGGGAUAUUGCCGCUCUACCACACCUACUGGCGGCAAUUUCACAAGCGGAAUUCAACUCCAGGGAUAACAACUUAGACCGCCAUGAUAAUAUCCAGUCAAUCAUACCCCCGCAGAAGUUUCGUGAGCUGGCGUUAAAGGCGGGAUGGGUAUUGGAGAAAGAAGAUCUUAUCAGAUCCCCAGAGGAUCAGGAGGAUGCGCGGUGGGAGGUUGCUCGCGUCCUCUCGGAAAGUUAUCGCAUCAGGUCGCAAUCAACUAGUGGUGCUAGUCGUCAAGAGUACGCAGAUGCGUUGAUUGGUGCUGUUGAGGAGAGCAAGCGUGCACUUGGCCCGAAUCCUAAGCUCAGAACUUUGCCUACGUGGCUGGCCUCGUGGGCAAUCAAGUGGAGAUAUAGCGGGGUUCCAGCUUUCCCGCGGCGGGGUGGAACUUGGCAAGAUCAGCCCAAUAAUCCACCAUCUCACCUCCAGGGACAGCGACGGGGAAAGGCAAAAUGGGACUUAAAGUCGCGAUUAUCGGUAAGUACUAGUCUUGGAAGCUUAAAGCAGCCUCCGCUCAGACCAGUCGCAGGAGCCGGACCUUCCGGUCUUGUCACUGCAAAAACACUCCUACACAACUUUCCACAAGGCACAUUCUCUCCCGUCAUUUUUGAUAGUCGCCAUGAAGUCGGUGGUCUUUGGAGCUCUUCAGGCACAGGGACCUUAAACCCUUCCAUGAGGACUAAUCUCAGUAGCUUCACGGUCGCUUUCUCUGAUCUUGCAUGGGAAUCGGUCAUGGAAACGUCGGGGGUCCCGAUGUUUCCACAAGCGAGACAAGUCGGCCGGUCCGACGGGAAUUGUUCACACGAAGAGACUGAGUCGGAAGAAUUCGAUCUGCUCGUCGUGGCAUCUGGCUAUUUCGCUCAGAAACAUGUCCCGUCGAUUCCGGGAUUGAAAGAACUUACCCUCGCUGGUCGGGUUGUCCACAGCUCGGAACUUCAGACAAAGGAGCGAAUCCAAAGCGAUAGUAAUCAUUUGGCCCAUGGAAAUAUCGCUAUUAUCGGUGGAAGUAUGUCUGGAGUGGAGGCUGCUUCUGCAGUGGCGCUCCACCAAUCUUCAGAUGCUCACAAUAAAGCCCAGGUUGACAAGCACGUCGUACACCACAUUCAUUCGCGCCCUUUCUGGACCUUGCCAACUCAUUUACCCCAUGAAACCUCAGAGAUUUCAGAAACCGUUUCCUUCUUACCAUUAGACUUGGCAAUGUAUGAUCUUGGCCGUCGACCUCCAGGCCCAAUCGAGUAUGCACUGGGAGUCAUACCAAAAGAUAAAAUCGCAAAGACCAAUGAAUAUUUCAGCUCACUACUGGGAGCUGAAUACAAAGAAUUUGGACAUAUGCAAGGAAACCCAAGUCAAAAUAUGAAUUCUCAGCCACCGUGGGUGGCGAUAGGGAACAACUACGCGGAGUUUGUUCGGUCCGGAGCCAUACAAUCCACAAUGGGACGUGCAGUGUCUGUGAAGACCAAUCAAGAAACUAAAUUGUCUACUAUUGAGAUAGCCUCUGCUGAUGGACAAACAAAUACCCUGGAUAACAUUGCAUCCAUUGUAUUGGCCACAGGGUUUACCCCAUUCGACUCACUAUCCCUUUUGCCCGCGGAUGUCUUAGCCGCUCUAGAAUACAGCAAAGAGGACCCGUUCUUGCCGCUUGUACUGGACAAGGGUGGUACAAUCCGGUCUGAAGUGCCCGAUCUCGGCUUUGUCGGGUUCUACCGAGGUCCUUAUUGGGGAGUGAUGGAGAUGCAAGCCAGAUUCCUCGGUGCAGAAUGGAUCAAGAAAAGCCGCCAACCUUUGAAAACAGAAACGCAAAGACAAAGCCUGCGAAUCCUAAGAGGCCCGGAUAAAAGUCUCCAGCGCGGGCAAUUUCCGAUGGGAGACUAUGUAGGGUUGAUGGAGUCAUUUUCCAAGGACCUGGGAAUCGACCGUACGGGACUUUCAGAGAAUGACAGUCGGUCUGGCCCGGCCAUUCCUGCUCGCUAUACAUACAAACACCCGUCCAUAACUGCACAUAAGGACAUGUGUAAUGAAAAAGAGCGCACUCUGAGCGCGUUGAAGGCUUUGUCCGAUCCAAGCCAUCAAAGCUUACAAGAUGCCGCUGCAUUGGCCGUGUUCCGAGCUCUCCAUGGAACCUGGAGAUUCUCCCGGGAAGAAGUUGCGGGAAAUAAAGAGUCUGGAACGGCCACACUCUCUCCUCGAUACCCUUCCAGUCCGGCGUAUGACCGAGAGUAUGUCUGCGAUGAGUACUUAGAUUCAGACUUAGACGAGACAUCUUUUUCAUGUUCUAAGCACCGCUCAAUUUUUCGGUUAUCAGAAUCUGGAGCUCAAGAUGGAAACACAGAUAUCGAGAUUUGGGGAGGUGAUCCUGUAGAAGCUGGUGAGAAUCUCCAGCGACUGCAUCUCACACCUUUCUACCGCAAGGAAGUCGAUGGGGAAUAUACGCCGGGAGAACAUGUGAUCUAUGCCAAGAGCUCUGCAAGCUCUUUGAGAGUUGAGUCUGAAACUACAAAGGUUUCUCCAAGAGGAUUCGAGUAUGUCUUCCAUUUCAAAGGUGUCUCAAUUGCUAGUUGGGAAAAACUUGAGCCGGAUGCCGCGGGAGCCGAAGGCCAAGCACUUUCGCGAACCCGAACCAUAUACACAAGAUAG